This is a messenger RNA of Girardinichthys multiradiatus, 2342 nucleotides long. RefSeq names its product cdc42 effector protein 1-like. The coding region runs from base 731 to 1780 and encodes 349 amino acids. The transcript has 4 exons. NCBI's taxonomy places the organism in Eukaryota, Metazoa, Chordata, Actinopteri, Cyprinodontiformes, Goodeidae. The record is from RefSeq and is a predicted model, not a curated record.
CAGCAGAGUUGGUCCACUGCGACUUUGUGUCAACGCAAAGUUCGGGUCCGAUCGAAAGCUUGUGUACAGAGCGCAAACUUAGCAGGAUGACAAAGAAACAGGUGGGGAAGUGAUCGACGUCCGGGGAAUCACGCUGAGUUAUUCAAAGCCGUCCUAAUGUGAAGUAAAUGAGAACAGAGACCCCCCCGCCGCCACCUGGAAAACACUAAAGAACUAAGUGGAUUGAAGAAGGCAGCCACUGAGUGAGGGAGUUGGGGUUGGGAGGGGAGACACAGAGAGGAUUAGCAGCUAAUCCAGUCCAACGAACAAUCCUGGGGGAGCUUUAUCGUCCUUCCAAGACGUCGCAGACAAAACAGAACCCGGACUGAAACACUGACAACAGCGUGUCCGACUUGAUCUGCCUUUUGCUGUGACGGUUUUAAUUCAGAGAGGACUUGGAUCUUUAGUGCAAAGGAACCAGUGAACUAAAAACAAAAGCGACAGGAUGUCCCGUGGACAGCAUGAUGCCACACACAUGGAUAAACCUUUUCUAGUAGGAGACAGCACAUGACCAUGGGCCCCUGCUUUUUCACCUUGGCCUGACAGAAAAACACUGAAGGUCUUGUUGGAAUUUAUGAUCAGGCCUCACUUACAUGGACCCAAAGCUGGAUUUUAUCCUUGACUGAUGUAAACUGAAAGUCCAGACAUUAUCAGUCAUUUUAAAGGGAAAUUACACAACUUUUCUUCCAUCAUGAGUCUGGGAAAACUGCCAGGGAUUAAAGGCCUUGUGUCUGGCUCUCAGGGUAAACGUCGCUUCAAGAGCGACCUCUCAGUGGACAUGAUCAGCCCCCCCCUUGGGGACUUCCGUCACACCAUGCACGUGGGCCGCGGUGGAGACGUGUUUGGUGACACUUCCUUCCUAAGCAACUAUGGGGGCAUCCGGGAGCCGGGAAGUCCGGACUCAGCGAGCAGCUCCAAGUCAUCCAGCUUCUUCACACGCACCUUUCGCCACGUACGGAGAACCUCUGGACCUCGGCCCCGAGGGGGUUCUCGGGAUUUGUCAUCUCCACCUCCAGACAUCUCACCCAUCAUUAAAAAUGCCAUCUCUUUGCCUCAGCUGAACAUUGACUCUGUCAAUGGGUGCCUACAGAGGGCGUUGUUCCCCAACUCCAUCAGCUCAGCGGAUGACUCCUUCUGCACAUAUGGUGUACAGUCUGGAUUUGUCACUCUGCCUCGAGUCUCUCGAUUUGAAAGACAGCUUCAAGGUGGCGACGUCUGGAAACCGUCUUCAGCAGACAAUGGUUGCAGCACCAUGACUCGCUCUGACUCCCUGACCUCAUUCAUUGUUGACCUUGGCCCUUCUCUAAUGACUGAGGUGUUUGCUUUGAUUGACAACCCUAGCUCUCUACAGAUAUCCAAUCACAGCCAGGCAGCAAGUGAGAAAGAGGAAGGAGAUGAAGAGGAAAAAGGUGACAACAGCUCUCUGACAGAGACACCCGUUCAGACCCCAACAGUGAGUUCCCCGAACCCUUCCCUAUGCAGCGGGUCUUUUAGGCCCAAGGAAAACGGAAGAAGUAGCCCUAACUGGAGAGAGCAUAAGGAGGACAGGGUGUCUGUGAGGACGCCUGAUGCGUCCUCCUGUUCUUCUCACAAGGAGGAAUCAGUUAUAGAGGCAGAGAGGUUCCAGAGAGCCGCUAAUGUACUCGCUCGGCAUUACGGUGGAGGAUCCUUUACAAGAGAAAUGAGCCAAAAAAGCCAAAAAACACCCCAUUCUUUAUCUGAAGAGGAGAUCAAAGUAUAGACAUUAGGAAUGGAAACUGUCUGGAUCAUAUUAUUGUUGGAUUAAUGUCACAAAUGGGGGACAUUUUUCUCGUUCUUGGACUCUUGUUGCUACUUCAUUAGAUUAUUUCUUGUACAAUAUAAUGGACUAUGUUCAGUCUGUAAAGGAAAGGAGAUUUAUUAUCUGUCUUUAAACACUGCCCACCUGGUUUUCUAUCACUGUAUCUGUGAUAUAUAAACUAACACUAUGAAAGUAAGAGGCUCAGAAAACACAUAUUUGAUUAGAAAUGUUUUAAGGUGGUUUGGAAAACAUUUAUACGGACAUAUAUUCUAUAUUUUUAUCUUCAUGCUGAUAUAUACACUUUAUAAAUAACACUUUUGUACAUUUCUCGAGCUAUAAUAUUAAUCUGUGUAAAUUGUUUCAGCUUCCCGGCAAGUAUAUACUUAGAAAAGUAGGACUUUUGACUCUUAAAUGAUUUAAUGCACACCUGUAACAGUCUAAUUUGUAAUCAGAGCUGGUGCUUUAGUAUAUUUUAAUUGGUUUGUCAUUUCUAGAUAAUAUAAAUAUGUAUUUCUCUACUCAA